GGAUUCCGGGCAAGAUCAGCUCUGGCCGUCUCCGCGGUGCAAUUUAAUAAAACAAUCGUAAAUGAAGUAACCCGUCCUAGAGUGCCCUAGAAUAUCGGUGGACAAUUCUGACAAUGGAUACAAAACGAUGGUGAUCUAGUGCUUCUGUGAAUGAGUGAUUUAAUGUGUGAAAUUGAGUGAUUGUGAAACGUUCAUUUACACAAAAUGACGGAGUUCUUUGGCUCUUGGAGCAACAAAGAUGACGACGGCGAAGAUGUUGAGGAAACAGUGGAGACUGUGGAAACGGUCACCACGACGAGGACCACGAGGAGGCAGUCACACGUCCCAUCAAAGUCGUCAAGUACGAAGACGACGACAAUGACGACACCGGCCAAACUAUACGGAAGAGAGUUGUCUACAUACGAUGAAAUCGAUGUCGAUGAGUUACUGGCCAAACUAUCGCAGGAAGAGCUGACUAUGCUCGCCAAGGAAGUUGAUCCAGAUGACACCUUUUUACCACCAUCACAAAGGACAAACUAUGCUUGUGAAAAGGAUCCCACUGGCCCAUUGAACCGUAAGAAGUUAAUUGAACACAUAAACAAACAGGCCCUCGAAACACCUGACCGUCCAGAGGUGAAGCCCUAUGUCGCUGGUGUCAUUCGAGGGAAGAAGUGGAUCCCACCACCGCCUCCAGAAAAAAUUCGCGAUGCCGACGAACAAAUAACAAUUGAUCUCGGUGACGAAUAUGAACAAGCACUAAGUAGCGCCUCGCAGGAGGAAAUAAUCGACCUUGCGGCUAUUCUCGGUUUCCACUCUAUGAUGAAUCAAGACCAAUAUCACGCAUCAUUAUUGAAUAAAGGACAACCCGUUGGCCUUGGGUGGGACGGUAUCACUAAAGCUACUAAACCUAAGGUAUACCCAAUGGACCCGCCAAAUGACGCUGACCCCGACGACACCAUCAAAAGGGUGCAGGAGAAUGACCAGAAAUUCACAGAUCUCAAUUGGAAUAAUAUUAAGAACAUAAGCGAUGAGAAAUUCGAGAAGCUCUUCGAAGCGCUCAAGACGAACACCAAUCUGGAAGUGUUGUCCCUGGUGAACGUCGGUCUCAACGACCGCACAGCCCAGUUGCUGGCCGAUGCUCUUGAGAUGAACUCGACUCUACGAGUGGUCAAUGUGGAGACGAACUUCAUCAGCCCGCCCGGUGUAGUGCAGCUAGUUAAGGCUCUGCUCACUACCAAUACGGUGGAGGAGUUCAGGGCUUCUAACCAGCGGUCGCAAGUGCUCGGCAACAAGAUCGAGAUGGAGAUCACGAAGCUGGUGGAGGCGAACCCCACGCUGCUGCGGCUCGGGCUGCACCUCGAGUACAGCGACGCGCGCCACCGCGUCGCCAGCCACCUGCAGAGGAACAUCGACAGAAAUUGCCGAGUGCAAAAGCGCACUAGCGUGUCGCUUCGGCUGCGCCUGCCGCGCGGCAGGCCGGCCGCCGUCGGCAUCGACCCUAGCCUGUUCAACCUGACGCCGCCCAGCGCGGAGACGCCCACGCCCACCGAGACGGUAAUACAGAGACGGGGCGACGAGAGCGUGGAGGGAACAGUCCUCGUCCCGGCCGCGCCCGCACACAACGGCGACGCCCACGAGCGCACGCAGUUGCCCGACUUUAACCCCAACCCGUACUCUACGCCAGCAGCGACGGAGCCAAACUAGCGCUUAGGGGACGCAUCGUAACAUGUGGUGGGAGGGUUCUGCGCUUGACUCGAUUCACACGCAGCCGCAGCUACGUAGUGGGUUGGAUCCCGUGAAUCCAUAGAUUUACACAUUUCUCUCAGAAAUGUCGACAGGAAACAUUAUGAUCCCAUUUCUGAUGCAAUUGGAUUGGCUAGUUAUUUAAAUAAAGAGCUCUGAUUGGUCGUUGAAAUUGUUAAAUCGAUUGAUUUCGUGUCGAUAUCUUUGAAGAAACUAACGUUCUGAGCUGCUCUCGCCCCGCGCUCGCUGCCUAUACCUGUCCACAAUCUUUGUAACUGUGUAGUUCGAUUGACAUUUAUAUUGAUAAAAAAACUUUAUAUUAUUCAAAGCUUCGUCACUUCGCUUGAGUCGGACUAUAAGCUUGUUUCACAUGACGAUGUCAAUUUUUUAUUCAAAUACAUUUUUAACGUCGUUCUUUGGAAUCUAGCUUGACGCUUUGCAUAAUGUUUUUAAAGUGUUCACAGAGGUCGCUUUCAAAGUGUUACAUGUGCGCUUUACGACACUCGUAUUAAAUUUUUCUCGUAUAUUCUUAUUGGAAUGUUUUGACUACACAAUCACAGAGACGAAAGAGACAGAAUUAUGUUUGUAUGUGGGUAUCUGUGCUCGACAGGAAUUGUGAAUUUAUUACCAUAAAUAAUAAUUCUUUAUAGCUAGACGAUGGCCGGCCCAUCCCUAGAUUGUCUAUGGUGAACUAGAACGAAAUAAAGUCACAAUUUUUGUCCAUGUCCGAAUGAAUGUAUGUUUAUUAAUUCUUAAUCUAGUGUGCUAAUGAAUCGUAUUAAUUUUAUCAUUUUAAUGAAUUGUAAUAUAUGUUAAUUGUGUACAUUCCGUUAACGCUUAACAUGCUUCUCCUUUAAUAUUAAAAAUUGUAAAAAAAUACAUCAUAAGAUUUUUGGGAUAUAAAUAUAUAUUUUUUUUACAUUAAUUUAUUGUUAUAAAAAUGAAGUGUUAAGGACCUAAUCUGGCUGAAAUUAUAAUAUCGACCAACCUUAUAUUAUUCUAUGAAAAGUGACAUAAUUUUGUAGAAUGUUUCAACGAGAAGUCAUGUUCCGCGUAAACGGAGGAUAAGUUUCAAUUAUACUAUAAAUCAUUAGGUUUUAUAAUCGCAGAUUUUUAAUACCGCAUCGAAAACAUCUUUUUUGUACAGAGGAAUCUUUUGAUGUAAAGAAAUGAAAAGGCUUUAGGUGUUAUCGGCUUCAUAUAUAACCUGUAGCUCUUUGAAAUUUGCUAAUCUUUUAUUCUUUGUAUAUUAAUAGUUAAAACGUUGUGAUAAACAUCAUGUUUUUUCCAUUAAAAAUGCUUUGUUUUUCAAUUUCAUUUUAAGAUUAUUAUUUGUAUAUGAAUUUAGAUUUUUUAAAUAUUCUUUUAUUGUACCGAUAUUGAGAUGAAAUUUUAUUAUUUAAUGUAAUGAUAGAUUUUAUUUAUGUUUAUUUGACUCGGGAGCAUUUUGGUUCAAAGAAAACCUCGAUAAGUAGAGUCGCAGUUCUGUAGUUUGUGACAAAAAGUAAUAAAGUACAUAAACAAUA
Messenger RNA from Colias croceus (clouded yellow), 3248 nucleotides. It is a transcript of the gene tmod, whose product is annotated as tropomodulin-1. Gene Ontology annotation, biological process: myofibril assembly; pointed-end actin filament capping. NCBI's taxonomy places the organism in Eukaryota, Metazoa, Arthropoda, Insecta, Lepidoptera, Pieridae. Gene Ontology annotation, molecular function: tropomyosin binding. Bases 205 to 1683 code for a protein of 492 amino acids. The transcript is spliced from 11 exons. Gene Ontology annotation, cellular component: myofibril. The record is from RefSeq and is a predicted model, not a curated record.